This is a messenger RNA of Staurois parvus, 752 nucleotides long. Lineage: Eukaryota; Metazoa; Chordata; Amphibia; Anura; Ranidae. The record is from the annotation of a GenBank genome assembly.
AUGGAGGCGGCGGUGGCGGGCUGCGAGCACUAUACCCGGGGCUGUGAGCUGAGGGCUCCUUGCUGUGGUAAAUUUUACACUUGUCGAUUGUGCCAUGACAACAAAGAAACACAUAAGAUGGACCGUUUCAAGGUCGUGGAGGUCCAAUGUUUGAAGUGCAAGUGCAUUCAGAAGGCUCAAAAAAGUUUGUGAGCAUUGUAAUCAUGUUUUUCGGAGACUACUACUGCGAUAUAUGUCAUCUCUUUGACAAAGACAAGAAGCAGUAUCAUUGUGAAGGAUGCGGUAUUUGCAGGAUUGGCCCAAAGGAACAGUUUGAGCAUUGUGCAAAGUGUAACUUAUGUCUGCCGUUAAGCUUCAGAGGAAACCACAAGUGCAUAGAAAAUGUCUCAAGACAAGACUGUCCUAUAUGUUUAGAGGAUAUCCAUACCUCCAGAGUGGGAGCACGUGUGCUUCCUUGUGGACAUCUCCUACACAGUCCAUGCUACGAGGACAUGCUAAAACAAGGAUACAGGUGUCCGCUGUGCAUGCGUUCAGUAUUGGACAUGUCACAGUACUGGCGCCGAUUGGAUGAAGAAGUGGCUCAAACACCAAUGCCCUCGGAAUAUCAAAAUAUGACUGUCAAUAUUCUUUGCAAUGACUGCAGUAAAAGAUCUACGGUGCCCUUCCACGUUCUGGGGAUGAAAUGCGAGAUCUGCAAGUCAUACAAUACCACACAAGAAGGGAAACUUCUAUCACAGUCCGCAACUCCAUAA